Messenger RNA from Acyrthosiphon pisum (pea aphid), 839 nucleotides. Its product is annotated as cytochrome P450 6B1. NCBI's taxonomy places the organism in Eukaryota, Metazoa, Arthropoda, Insecta, Hemiptera, Aphididae. The transcript has a single exon. Bases 111 to 761 code for a protein of 216 amino acids. Gene Ontology annotation, molecular function: monooxygenase activity; heme binding; iron ion binding. The record is from RefSeq and is a predicted model, not a curated record.
UGAAUGCGUAUCACAGCGCAGUAUUCGUUUGAACUUUCACGAAGGCAACAGUUGGUAAUUUUUUUGACAAGCGUUCGAAUCUAUGACUGCAGCCGUUAUACAAGUCGAUCAUGAUGUAUUUUCUGACCGACUGGUUACUCGACAACUUCACCUAUCUGAGCUUGAUCGCCGUUUUCACGGGAUUCUACUAUUAUUCGACAUCAACGUACGGUAAAUGGCAGAAAUUGAACAUACCAUACAUACCACCUGUGCCACUGUUUGGUAACGCGUUCAGAAUAGUCACGAAACUCGAAUAUCCGAUGGAUAUGUAUGAUAGACUCUAUAAACAGUUUCCAGACGUCAAACUGUUAGGAUUCUACCAGAUGACGGAGCCGAUGCUGUUAAUCCGUGACCCGGAGCUAAUCAACGCGAUAUUGAUCAAAGACUUCCCGUACUUCACCGAUCAUGGUUUUGUUAUGGACCCAUCCACAACUGUGAUGGCCAAAAGUCUGUUCUUCUCCAACGGCCAGAGAUGGCGGACAAUGCGCCAGAAGCUGAGCCCAGGAUUUACGUCAGGCAAACUGAGGGACACGUACUUGACAAUAAACGAGUGCAGCAAUCAAAUGGUGUCUAGCAUCGUCGAAAAGCUCGGUAAGACCGACCGACUUGCCAUAAGAUCUAUAAUUUCUGGUUUUUCAAAUGACGUGAUCGGUAUGUGCGCGUUCGGUAUGCAGCUGGACUCGAUGAACAACGAAGAUUCCGGAUUUCCGCCGGUACUCUAAGAGAAUUUUUGAAAGAUCCACGAAACAGAUUAUUGUUCAGCGGUGACCACAAUCUUCCCCUUGGUAAUCAAUCUGUUU